Hypomesus transpacificus is the source of this 3486-nucleotide messenger RNA. RefSeq names its product TEF transcription factor, PAR bZIP family member a (gene tefa). Lineage: Eukaryota; Metazoa; Chordata; Actinopteri; Osmeriformes; Osmeridae. Gene Ontology annotation, molecular function: DNA-binding transcription factor activity, RNA polymerase II-specific; RNA polymerase II cis-regulatory region sequence-specific DNA binding. Gene Ontology annotation, biological process: regulation of transcription by RNA polymerase II. Bases 226 to 1176 code for a protein of 316 amino acids. Gene Ontology annotation, cellular component: nucleus. The transcript has 4 exons. The record is from RefSeq and is a predicted model, not a curated record.
AGAGGAGGCGCGGUUUCUCUUCCACAUCUGAAUCCUUAUUUCAAGAGCAGUGUCAUUUUUCGGUGCCGUGGCAUUCUUUUGUUGUUAAAUUAAAGGCUAUAGUGCUUAUUUGGAUUUUAAUCGAAGUCGGACUGUAGCAUAUUGAUUAUUUGAGAUCGUUUUACUGUAUAGUUUACGUGACAUAGGCCUAAAAGUCUUAGUUAAUAUUGUGUAAAACCAACAACAAUGUCUGGGGAUCCGAUAAUGGAGCCUAUCACAAUCACCCUGGAAACGACUACUGGUGUGCCUAGUUCGUUUCCAGUGGUGCUGAAGAAAAUAAUGGAAACACCACCACCGAAUUUGCUCGAGGGAGACGACGAUACUGACAAGGAGAAGCUGUACCUGGGAGAUGACGUGAACAUGGGUGGGGGUGUUAGCGGUCUGGGUCCCUCCGCCGCCCUGACACCCGCCAUCUGGGACAAGACCAUCCCGUACGAUGGGGAGACCUUUCACCUGGAGUACAUGGACCUGGAAGAGUUCCUCAUAGAAAACGGCAUCCCCACCUCCUUGGAAGGCACCACUGAUAAGGAGGGCUCAGUGGAGAGUAAGCCAGAGAAGAAGGCCUCAGCCAUGGGCAAACCAAAGCCCAAGGUGGCACCAACUCCUGGAGAGCCUAUCUCUCUACUGCCCAUCCUGGAGCUUGACCCAUGUGAGGAGGAGGUGGUAACCAUCACCCUCAACAACACUGACAUUAGUGACACGGCUGAGGAAGACAAGGACAGGGAGACCCCUGAACCCCUUGACCCAGAGGAGAUCGAGGUGGAGGUGAACUUUGAACCUGACCCCACAGACCUGGUUCUGUCCAGUGUGCCGGGCGGGGAGCUGUUCAACCCUCGCAAACACAAGUUCUCAGAUGAGGAGCUGAAGCCUCAGCCCAUGAUCAAGAAGGCCAAGAAGGUGUUUGUACCAGAGGAACGGAAGGAUGAUAAGUACUGGCAGAGGAGGAAUAAGAACAACGUGGCAGCUAAGCGUUCUCGGGAUGCCAGGCGUCUGAAGGAAAAUCAGAUCACAGUACGGGCAGCAUUCCUGGAACGUGAGAACACAGCGCUGCGACAGGAAGUGGCUGAGCUACGGAAGGACUUUGGGCGCUGCAAGAACGUUCUGUCUCGCUAUGAAGACAAGUUUGGAACGCUGUAAGAGAUUGAAAACACCUGGUGGUAGCCCAUAUUAGUCAUUUCAUUAUUACUUUUGUAUAAUGCAUUGCUUAAUGUCCUAACUACACACCACAAUAUAUCCUGGAAUAUUGUUUCCUUUGUACCAGUCAGUUGAACACAUUGUCCCGGUUAAGAAUUAGAAUUAAUAUCAGAAUGGCAUAGUCUCGCACCAUUAUUGAUUAUCAUAAUGUACUAUACUGAUCUUAGAAAUGUGAGUGGUUUACUAGGGAGACUGAUUUAAUUAUUGUUUUUGAUGAAUGACGUUGGUGUGAACCACCCCCUUCACUGAUGUCCCUGUCUCCAAAAAAGGAGAGUCAUAUAUCACAAAAUACAUUCUAGAUUUAUUUUAGCUUGUAAGACAUUUGCUUUUAAAUCUUACACAGUUUGCUUCAUGCUAGUAGUUGCAUUAUCACUUAGCAGCAUGUGAGUCCUGAUCGUGUCUUUAUGUUGUUACAGGGCUGAUAAACUAACUUCUAGGCUUCCUUCUCUUAAUAGAGUUUCUGGAUCAAGAUGAUAACAACUGUGCCCUAUCUUAACUGUGACCAACAGUCCUAUCCAAUACUUCUAUAUCAGGGGACUACUUCUACAGCAGAGUAGUAAAAAGCAACCGUGUUAAAACGCCAUAUACACAAUGCUUCCUGUUGUGUAGACAGUCUCCACUUCACUUGUGCUUCAAUCCAGUUUGAAUUCUAGUCCAACUAGAGGUAUUCUCUUACCUUCUGAAGGUCCAUAUCAUAUAGAUAUACAGUGUCUAUGUAACUUGUCACUUCUAUUCUCUUCCUAAUUGUUGUUGUAUUGUGACGUUCAGAUGUCAUGUAUAGAAUCCAAUGAUGCAUGUAAAUAGUUGCAGAAUUACAUUCUAUUUUAUAGACAAUUCCUUACUUUCACACAUACUAUUUCAAUAUAAGAAGUAUUCAAAAAUUCAGGUUAUUCAUCUAUUCUCUGUUAACUGUGCUGUUGAUUUUAGAAUUUGUUGUAUCAUUCUCAACCAAACUAUAACAAUCACACCAACCUCUUUGUAUGUUUACUUGCUCUAAAUGGCUUCUCUAAGCUAUUUACUGAGACACUCUGGGAACUUUCUAUGGCAAUGUGGAUCCGAUCGUGAUCUGUCCUUGUGUAGGGCAGGAUAAUACCUUUUAGAUGUGCUUGCCACUGAGCAUUAACUUUUUAAUAGAAGUCAGACCACACCAAACUCAGACCACAGAAACAUGCUACACAAGUCCAGUAGUAUUAGAAUAACUGAUGCAGUUUUCAUUUUUACUUUUAACAAACUAGGAAGUCUCUGAUUUUGUGGGUUAUUUUUAACUGGGUGUCCCAGUUUUCACCAAUGACCCAAAAUACCUCAAGUGUCUUCCCCAGCUGUAUAGAUGCAAUAUCCAGUCUACUGGUUUACCACAGGGCAGAUCCUAUGUGACCUAAAGUUUCACAAAUCACCAUCUUUGGGAUCGUUUCCACAACAUAUUAGGAUUAGUCCGAGAUGUAUCAUUGUCCUCUGCUAAGUGGAGUCUGUCCAGAAAACUGUGCCCCAGCCUCAUUGUGUUUCUUGUGUUUUUUCAGAUUGAUUUGACGUUCCCAUUUCAAUACUUUAUGUUUUGUAUUGAAACAAAGCAUAUUGCUUGUCAACCUGUUCACCGCCAGCUUAAAACUACUACUACUGUAGCAAUGUACAACUGGUCAACCGAAUUUAACUCAAAUGGGUGAAUUGAGGUAAAGGGAAUGUACAACAGAAACCAGUUUUCUUGCAUUGUGAUGUAAAUAUUUUGAUUCAGGGAAAGACUUCAUUAUUUGAUAAAAUGUCAUUUAAGAACUUCCAUUUCCCAAGAGAUCAUUAGUUUUUUGUUGUACUUUCCAUUAGCCCAAAUGGUGAAUCUUCUGCUUCAAGAUUUAUUAUUUUCUUUUAUCAUUUUUGUUUUUUUACAAAUGAUGAGUUGAAAAUUUAGAACAGAUAUUAGUGAUUCACUGAAUUAGUAAAAGCAGGCAUGGAUGUAGUCCUUUUGAAUAAAACUAUUGAUCCCAUUGGUUAACAAAUGAUGUUCAAGAUGGUAAAAGAGAUAGAUUAUCUUCACCGAUGAGCCUCCUGACAUCUUUUCUUUUUUUUACAUUUUGAAUGGAAUAUGUUAAAUUUUCAGAGAUAAUGACAUCUGCUAUAUACCCGUUACAGUAGACAGUUACAUUUGGGGACGUAAACAUAAAUUCUUCUCUAUUGACUGUCUAUGUGCACCCCUUGUGUGACUGAUUUGUUUGUGACUUAUUUUCCGACUUGUACAUAGUAAUAAAGCAUUGGUUAAAUGUA